Messenger RNA from Entrophospora sp. SA101, 1131 nucleotides. Lineage: Eukaryota; Fungi; Glomeromycota; Glomeromycetes; Entrophosporales; Entrophosporaceae. The record is from the annotation of a GenBank genome assembly.
AUGAUUGAAAAUUAUACAAAAAGUAACACCAAUCCUAAUUCCAGUGCUAGUGCCAGUCCUAGUGGAAAUUUUUCAGCUGGAAAGAAAAAAAGCAUUCCUGUGCCUGUAAGUAAAGAUCCUUGUGGACCAAAUUGUUAUCAUAAUAUAUUGUCAACAUCUAAUGAAGGAAAAGGAAAAGAAUUGGCAUUUGAUUCAUCCGAGUGGAGUGCUCAAGAUAUUAUUUUGUACAAUAAAGCUCGUGAAUUGUUUGGCAGUGAUAACCAUUGCUUUAUAGCAAAAACAAUCAAAUCUAAAAGCUGCCAACAGAUAUAUUUGAGAUCAUGUCAUGUUGAUCCUUUUAUUAAAAAUAAAGAUUCAGUGGAAAAAACAAAAGAAGAUACAAAGAAAAAAGCUAAAAAAGCAGCAGCAGUAAAAAUAGAUAAUAAUGCUCAAAAACAGAAUGAAUAUACUACCUGUAAUCAUCCUGGUGAACCUUGUGAUAAAUCAUGUCCCUGUUUUAAAGCAAAUGUUUCAUGUGAAAAAUACUGUUUCUGUGAUCCAGAUUGUAUUAGAAGAUUUUCUGGAUGUGAUUGUCAUAGUACUGGUGGUGGAAUUUGUUUGGAUACUAAUUGUCAUUGUUUUAAUAGUGGAAGAGAGUGUGAUCCAGAUCGUUGUAGAUGUCCUGCAUCAAAAUGUAGUCAUGAACCACCUGAAAAUUGUAAAAACAUGCCUAUUUUGAAAGGAUGCUUUAAGCAUACUUUGGUAGGUAUAUCAAAUGUUUCAGGUUGGGGACUUUAUGUUAUGGAGUAUGUCAACAAAAAUGAUUAUUUAGGGGAAUAUGUUGGGGAGUUGAUUUCACAGAAAGAAGCUGAGAGACGUGGAAGAAUCUAUGAUAAGAGAGGAGUUAGUUUUCUAUUUAAUUUAAAUAAAGAAUCAGUAAUAGAUGCUACCCGUAAGGGCAAUAAAUUUAGAUUUAUAAAUCAUUCAUCUUCUCCUAAUACGGCAUGUCGUAUUGCCAAGGUUAAUGGUGAACACAGGAUAGGAAUUUACGCAAUACAAGAUCUUGAACCUGGACAAGAGUUGUUUUUUGAUUAUAGUUAUGGUGGUGAACCAAUAAAAUUUAAAUCCAUUGAACGUGACGAUGACAAAUAA